Molecule: messenger RNA, 1782 nt
Organism: Daphnia pulicaria
Lineage: Eukaryota; Metazoa; Arthropoda; Branchiopoda; Diplostraca; Daphniidae
Product: rhodopsin, deep-sea form-like
Exons: 8
Coding region: 1-1782 (593 amino acids)
Biological process (GO): G protein-coupled receptor signaling pathway
Cellular component (GO): membrane; photoreceptor outer segment
Molecular function (GO): G protein-coupled receptor activity
Source: RefSeq, a predicted model, not a curated record
AUGCUGAAGCACAACCGAACGGGGAUGGCCAUCUUUAUGACUUUAAACAUUUACCUUAGUGUUUCAGAAGCUGUCCUCGUCGGAUUCAGUUCAGUCGUCGCCAAAGAGCAAUGGCACCCAAAAGAUUUGAUUGCCAAUAACGCUUAUUUAUUACGUAACUCUUCGUUCGACAAUACGACUGCAUCUAAUGGCGACGAACCGUCAGAAUUGGCCCAUUUGCUAAUGCCAAUUUGGGCCUACCAGUUGGCCGCCGGUUAUUUGAUCUUCAUCAGCGUCCUCGGUCUCUUGAUGAACAUCGUCGUCGUCCUCGUCAUCGUCAACGAUCCGCAGAAAAUGACGCCACUGAAUUGGAUGUUGCUCAACUUGGCCUGCUCCGACGGAUUGAUUGCCGGAUUCGGGACGCCCAUCUCGGCAGCUGCUGCUCUGCAAUAUGAUUGGCCCUUUAGCGAUGAAUUGUGCGUCGCCUACGCCAUGAUCAUGUCCACUACGGGAAUCGGAUCGAUUACGACAUUGACGGCGCUGGCCUUGUGGCGAUGUCAACUGGUCGUGUACUGCCCGGCAAAUCGGAACGGGGCCUUCAGUGGCGUCGGCGGUGGCAGCGGCAAACUGGGCCGGGUUCAGGCCGCCGUUUUGCUGACUCUCAUCUGGUCCUAUUCGCUGGCCGUCACUUGUCCGCCGCUGUUCGGUUGGGGACGCUUUGACAGAGAAGCCGCCCACAUAAGUUGCUCGGUCAACUGGGAGUCCAAGAUGGCCAACAACCGGUCCUUCAUCCUCUACAUGUUCGCCUUUGGAUUAUUCGUCCCGUUGGUCGUCAUCGUCGUCUCCUAUUUCAGCAUCCUGCGCGUCGUCAAAAAGCGAAGCCGCAACAGCGACGCGGCCGAGAAACGGGUGACGGUGAUGGUGGCCUGUAUGGUCGGCGCCUUUCUGGCCGCCUGGACUCCUUAUUCCAUUCUGGCCCUCUUCGAGACUUUCAUCGGAACCAAUGGGGAAGACAAUUUUUUGGAUGAUGACGUCGCAACUAUUUCGCCGGCAUUCGCCACCAUUCCGUCGCUAUUUGCUAAAUCAUCCGCCGUCCUCAAUCCGCUCAUCUACGGACUUCUCAACACUCAGUUCCGAUCGGCUUGGCAGAAAUUUACGACUCGCUUCCUACGUCCACGACCACGUCGACACCGUCGUCGCCGCAACAGCAAAGAUUUGGUGUUGAACAUUUCUGGCAUCAGCAAACCAUCAAAGAGAAAGAGAGAAGUUUGGCAAUUGCUGAGUUGCAAUGUUGGCAGUUCACUGCCGUCUGAUGUGAAGUCAUCGGCGUCUGUCCACCUGUCGAUGAAGGAAAUCGUUUCCAACGAGUCGCAAUUGGCUUACGUCAUGGCCAACGCCGUGACGGGCCAACAGGUCGUUAAUAGCGCCCAUCAAAGCGGAGAGAAUCAAGACCCUCAAAAACAACGACGACGGCCGAAAAAUCCGGCCAAGACAUCGUGUUCAUCAUCAAUGUCCGAUCCAGAAACAUUCGUCACUCAAGAGCAGACGAUCCAGAUGAAAUCCUUCCGGAAUCGUCGUCCACUCAGCGUCCAGCAACAGCCAAAGCCAGAAGAGCAGCCAGUGCCAGAAUUAAAAGCAACCACCAAAUUGGUGGUGGUCAUCCGGAUGAUUUCAGAAUCGACCAGCUACUCGUGCAACAAUGGCGACCACAACGUCGUCACGACCACCACAUUGGAGUCUGAGGGAGGUUCGGUUUUCUCGGCGGAUGCGACAGCUGAUGACAACGACAUUGCCCAAAAGUGA